Messenger RNA from Rosa chinensis, 720 nucleotides. RefSeq names its product NDR1/HIN1-like protein 10. The transcript has a single exon. The coding region runs from base 1 to 720 and encodes 239 amino acids. The record is from RefSeq and is a predicted model, not a curated record. Lineage: Eukaryota; Viridiplantae; Streptophyta; Magnoliopsida; Rosales; Rosaceae. Gene Ontology annotation, cellular component: plasma membrane.
AUGGCAGACCCUUCUCGGCCCGUCACCGGCUACCCAGCCCCGCCCUACGCCCAGCCCUACCCCGCCAACAACGGCCAGCCCAACGGCUCCUACCCCAACUACCCAGUCUACCAGCGUGGCCCCUACAACGCGUACACCGCACGCUCCGCCUUCGUCCGCCGCUUCGUCAUCGCCAUGGUCUUCCUCUUCGUCAUCAUCGGCUCCCUCCUCCUCAUGAUCUGGCUCAUCCUCCGCCCCAAGAUCCCCGACUUCCGAGUCGACUCGGUCACCGUCACCAACCUCAACGUCUCCUCCUCCCGCCAGUCCCUCACCGGCACCUGGUCCGUCGGCUACGACGUCUUCAACCCCAACAAGAAGAUGACCAUCGAGUACGACGAGAUCGCCUCCUCCGUCUUCUACCGCUCCGGCUUCAUUUCCGAGACCCGAAUCCCGCCGUUCCGGCAGGGGAAGAGAGUCCGCAGCGCCGUGAACGCGACCUUCUCGGCGGCGAACUCGUUCGUCGACGACUGGGUGGCGAGAGGGAUCAAUGAUGACAGGGCGGCGCGUGGGGCGGUGAGUUUCAAUAUCAAGCUGCUGGCUAGGGUUCAGUUCCGGAAGGGCGGGUGGAGGCUGAGGCGGCGGCUGCUAAGGGUGCUGUGCCGUGACGUGCCGGUUACGAUUUCGAAUAAUGGGACCGGGACGAUGACCGGCGGAGGUAGAGAUUGCGGCGUUGCUGUCUGA